AUGAAGUUGUUGGCAGACCAUCUCGGGGACGCACAUGACGUGGACCAAGCUUAUGGGGAGGCUGACCGAGAGGAUGGAUUAGAAAUAAGACCUAGGGGUGGACUACUUAGAGAAAUAAAAUUAGAAAUAUCGGAGCAUUCACUGGACUUACACAUCCCAUCCUAUCCUGGAUCUCCUAGAUCAAUAGACAUUGGAUCUAGCCAUUCGUAUGAAUCAGAGCAGUAUCAUAAUAAUCCACAACUGAGGGAAGCAAUCGAGUUCCUUCAUGCCGACAAGGAUUUACUAAUUGCUGCUGAAACUGGCAAUGAUCAGCUUUUAGAGAUUAUUUUAAGACGCACAGAUACCCACAUUCAGGAAAUGGACCAUUUGGGAAGAAAUGCUCUUCAUCUAGCUGUAUGCUCUGGCAAUAUUCGAGCAGUUGAAAUUCUGUUAAAGGCUGGAGUCAAUCCAAACAUUAAAGAUAGUGUUGGUAUGACACCGCUAUCGCUGUGCUUAAUGAGGAGAAUUUGUAAUGAUGUCAACUCCGACUGAGGAAGAAUCCAAAAUAUUGCGACUUCUUGUCGCUAAAGGUGCUCUCAUAAAUGACCCCAAGGCCCCUGGUGGUCGCCAAGCCUUACAUUUUGCUGCCAUGAAUAAUAAUUGCACGCUUAUAAAAAUUCUUAUGGAUUUAGGAGCGUAUUUAUUUGCAACAAAUCACCGAAAUGAAACACCCAGAGAAGUUGCUGCUACCUUUGAUUGUGUAGAAGCUUACAAAUUAUUAACUGAAUUAGAGGAUAUCGAUAUAAACAGU
This is a messenger RNA of Colias croceus (clouded yellow), 790 nucleotides long. RefSeq lists its product as uncharacterized. Gene Ontology annotation, molecular function: protein binding. The coding region runs from base 1 to 531 and encodes 176 amino acids. The transcript has 6 exons. Lineage: Eukaryota; Metazoa; Arthropoda; Insecta; Lepidoptera; Pieridae. The record is from RefSeq and is a predicted model, not a curated record.